This is a messenger RNA of Ipomoea triloba (trilobed morning glory), 1614 nucleotides long. Its product is annotated as probable nucleoredoxin 2. Gene Ontology annotation, molecular function: thioredoxin-disulfide reductase (NADPH) activity. The record is from RefSeq and is a predicted model, not a curated record. Lineage: Eukaryota; Viridiplantae; Streptophyta; Magnoliopsida; Solanales; Convolvulaceae. The coding region runs from base 389 to 1519 and encodes 376 amino acids. The transcript is spliced from 3 exons.
AUGUCUAUGAUAGAAGCUAAGAUAAGGCGUUGGUCUUAUUGGUAUACAAAUACUUUUAAGAGUCUAAACUGUAUAGAGAUAGGGAAACUACAAAAACAGGUGGAGUAGUUGUCAUGAUUCGCAGCAAGCAAGACAUGAUAUAGUUUACAUACACAGCUAUAUACGGCUCUACUGUAUAGAGAGAGAUAGAGAGAGAGAGACGUGCGGGCAUGUUUAGUAUGAGGCGGCGGCCGGAGGAGGACGGGGCGGCAGUUGACGGCAAAGUGGCGGUGGUUGAGGACUCUGAAAUGGUGGCUCCUCCCGCCGCCUCUAAACAUGAGUCUCUUCUUGCUAAAAAGUAUCCUUAUAAUAACUUUCUCCUCUCCCCUACUGGAACUAAGUUGUAUAUAUGCAGGUUAAAGUUUGUGACCUUCAAAACAAAGUUAUAGGCAUUUAUUUUUCAGCUAACUGGCACCCACCAUGUAGAAAGUUCACGCAAGUGUUAUCGGAUGUGUACGCUCAACUUAAGAACAGAAAUGCUGGGUUUGAGGUGGUGUUCGUGUCGUCCGAUGAAGAUGUUCAUGCCUUUGACGCAUACCGAGCGUGCAUGCCGUGGCCUGCGAUUCCGUUUUCUGAUCUGGAGACGAGGAAAGAGCUAAACCGGAGCUUCGGGAUUGAAGGUAUUCCCGCCCUGAUUAUAAUACAACCUAAUAAUAACCGUGAAAAUGAUGAGGAUGCAGUUGUGUAUAACGGAGUUGAGGUGAUAUACCGCCAUGGAAUGGAAGCUUUUCCGUUCACCAAAGAGAGGUUGGAGGAGUUGCACAAGGAAGAGAGGAAGAAGCAUGAAAAGCAGACGUUGAAAGAUUUGAUAACACAUCGUCACAGAGAUUUUGUUUUGGGCCACUCCAUACUGCAAGAACAAGUGCCUGUUGAUUCAUUAAGUGGGAAAACGGUGGGGCUGUAUUUCUCAGCAAAGUGGUGCCACCCGGAACAGAAAUUCACGCCAAAGCUAAUAUCAGUGUACCAAAAGAUUAAGCAGGAGACCGGAAACAAUGGCGGCGGUUUUGAGGUGGUGUUCGUGUCGAGCGACCGUGACCAGAAAACCUUCGACGCCUACUUCGGGACAAUGCCAUGGCUAGCACUUCCAUUUGAUGACCCGAAAAACAAGGAAUUAACCAAGUACUUCGACAUUACAGGGAUUCCCAGCCUGGUAAUUCUGGGACCGGACGGCAAAACCGUGACAAAGCUAGGGAGGAAUCUGAUAAACUUGUAUGAAGAAAAGGCGUAUCCGUUUACGCGAGGCAGGGUGGAGUUGCUGGAGAAGAAGAUGGAUGAAGAAGCGAAAAGUCUGCCGAAAUCUGAGUUCCACGUGGGGCACCGCCACGAGCUGAGUUUGGUGUCGGAAGGGACCGGCGGCGGAGCUUUCAUCUGUUGUGACUGUGAUGAACAGGGAUACGGCUGGGCUUACCUGUGCCUCCGGUGUGGCUAUGAAGUGCACCCUAAAUGUGUGAAAACUAUCAUGGAAUCAAAUAAGACUUAAUUUGCUGGUUUUUGCGGUAGUUCUUCAGAUUACCAAGGUCAUGUUUCAAGUAAUCGAUAAUAAAAUAAAAAUGCAAAAAUUUCUCAUUUCCUAAA